AUGCCCAAAAGUAAUAAUGAGCAAGAGGAGAUAGAUGUUAAAGGGCACAAUGUUAAAAGUUCAAGUAGUGCACCUCACAUUCGACCGCCAUCAGAACUUCAAUGGUCAGUUAACGAAACUUUUGAAAGACACAAUUUCUUUUUAAGAGAACAAAAGGACAACUACUCCAUCUGGUACGGAGAGUACAAGUACCCCGAAGAGCUCAAGAAGGUCUACAUGAGCUGUAACUUAAUUACAGGUAUGUUCCAGAGAUUAGAUAAGAUGAGGAAGCAGGCCUUUACCUCUGUCUGUCUGUUUGGCAAAGAUGAUGACAGCACCAUCUCAGGAAUCUGGGUCUGGAGAGGCCAGGGUCUCGCAUUUGAGUUGAGCCCUGACUGGCAAAUUGACUUUGAGUCGUAUGACUGGAAGAAGCUGGACGCUACCUCAGCAGACACCAAGCAACUCGUCCAACAAUACUUCUCAUGGACAGGCAAAGAUAAGGCUGGCCGGGAAUUCAACCAGGGCAAAAUAUUUAAGUAAAUAAAUCGAUAUGUCUUGUUUACCAAUGA
This is a messenger RNA of Macrosteles quadrilineatus (aster leafhopper), 548 nucleotides long. RefSeq names its product elongation factor 1-gamma-like. Gene Ontology annotation, molecular function: translation elongation factor activity. The transcript is spliced from 2 exons. Gene Ontology annotation, biological process: translational elongation. Bases 1 to 519 code for a protein of 172 amino acids. Lineage: Eukaryota; Metazoa; Arthropoda; Insecta; Hemiptera; Cicadellidae. The record is from RefSeq and is a predicted model, not a curated record. Gene Ontology annotation, cellular component: nucleus; cytoplasm.